AUGGCCGCUGCUACUGAAAGUGCGCCGAGGAUCCAUUCCACCGAAGCCUCGGACUCUUCAAUGGGUGUGAGGACAAUUCCUAUCAUCGCGCCGACCAUCCAAAUGUCUACACCAUCCCCGGGAGAGCCCAUGGAUAUCACGACCCCGACGGGCUCGUCCGCCCCGGCCUCGGCCACCAAGAGCCCGGACCGCGACGUCAAGGUCAACGGGGCCGCCACCAACGACCGACUGCAACCACCCGCUCCGCAACACGAACAACCAUCCCACGACAACACCAUGCCAGCGCCAGCCGUGACAGCGCCCGCCGUCCACCAGCCGAAGGUCCAGACGGCCUUCAUCCACAAGUUGUGGAGCAUGCUGGAAGACCAAAAGAUACAACAUCUAAUCUCGUGGACGGCGAACUCGGACAGCUUCGUCAUUCAGCCGUCACACGAGUUUUCCAAAGUGCUUUCGCAAUACUUCAAGCACACCAACAUCUCGUCUUUCGUGCGCCAGCUGAACAUGUAUGGGUUCCAUAAAGUGAGUGAUGUCUUCGCGCACGGAACGCCCGACUCGACCAUGUGGGAGUUCAAGCACGGCAACGGCAACUUCAAGCGGGGAGACAUGAUUGGGCUGCGCGAGAUCAGACGUCGAGCUUCUCGCCACGCGCUGGUGCACAGGGAGUACAACAACCAGAGGCCGCCGCCGUCGCAGCCCGGGACGCCCUCGGAGCCCGUACCGCCCGCGCAUGAAGUGACGAACCCGAAAUUGAGCAGUAUCGAGCACACCCUUUACGACCUGAGCGCGCGGCUGCAGCGCCACGAGGAGAACGCCCAGUUCAUGCAGGUCAAGAACGAGGUCAUGAUGGACACGGUGGCCCGCCUGCUGCAAUAUAACCAGGAUUUAUCGCGUGCCGUCCUGGCUCUCACCCCCAACCCAGACAACCCGAUACAUCGGGACGUGGCGGCCCUGCAGUCGGAUGUCCAGCGGCAAAUGGAUGUGUUCCGCACUCUCGAGCAGCCCCACGAGCCCGUCUUUGCCAGCACCCGCCCCUACUUCGCCAACGUGGAGAACGCUCCCGUGUCGCCGCGCCAAUUACCCCAAGACGAUCCCCGCAGAAACAAUCUCGCGGUUCCCCAGCCGCGGCAAUCCAAUUACUACCGCCCCUCGGUACCCUCGAACUUGUCUAUUAGCACCCGCCGCCCAUACGGAUCGAUAGGCGGCAACAGCACACAAUCCUCACCGUCAUCGAUCCGUGUCCAGCCGCCCCCGCCCCCGCCGCCCGGGCCGCAUCCCUUGGCAAACGUGGAGCUUCCCCCUGGUAGUCUCGCGCGGCGGCACACCUCGGCCGACAUCCGGGCCCACGGGUGGCAGCCGAACCCGCCUCCGUUCGCGUCCGGCCCUCCGUCGUCGCAGUGGCCGUCGUCGCCUAGCCGCCUCGCGCCCGGCGACGACCAGCGCAUCCGCGAUUCCUUCUCCCACUAUUCGCUUCAGCCCGCCUCGCAACCGCACUCCCGCCCGGCGACACCCCCGCUGCCGCACCUGUCCAACGGCGGCCCGCCCCCCGGAGUGGACACGUUUGCAAACUGGUCGUGGAACUCGGCCAACAACCGCAGCGACAACAGGAACCUGAUGGUCAAGGACCACUCGGCGCCGCCUACGCGGAGAGGCAGCAUGGCCCACAUCCUCAACCCGACCGAUACGGCCGAGCGCGCAGAUGAGGACGGACUGGAUCCCAGGGGAGACGACGAUCGGAAACGGAAGAGGUUGCAGUAA
Molecule: messenger RNA, 1755 nt
Organism: Chaetomium fimeti
Lineage: Eukaryota; Fungi; Ascomycota; Sordariomycetes; Sordariales; Chaetomiaceae
Product: HSF-type DNA-binding-domain-containing protein
Exons: 5
Coding region: 1-1755 (584 amino acids)
Biological process (GO): regulation of DNA-templated transcription
Molecular function (GO): DNA-binding transcription factor activity; sequence-specific DNA binding
Source: RefSeq, a predicted model, not a curated record